AUGCUUCUGAUAGGUAACGCCGUGCUGUUGAGGGUUUUACCUGCUGUGUAUGAUAAGCAGCCUCAACCAAUUAACAGACACUUCACAGAACUCCUAGGCUUGAUGUCUCGACUGGAACAACCAGAACAGUACCAUCUUCUACGGCUUUUGCAUGUAGCUGCAAAGAGGAAGCAAAUGGAGGUGGUUCAGAAGUGUAUUCCUUUCCUAAUUGGGCAAUUGAAGGAUUCGACCCAUAACGACAUCAUCCUAAGCAUCCUCAUAGAGAUUGCAGGCUACGAGCCAGUGGCUUUGAACAGUUUUCUUCCAAUGCUGAAAGAGAUUGCUGAGAGAUCCCCCUACCUCAUUGGACAAAUGGCAAGAAUCUAUGGGGCUGUCGGGCAUGUGGAUGAAGAGAGAGCCAGGAGCUGCCUGCCAUUCCUGGUGAGUCAGCUGGCCAGCAUGGAGCACUCGUUUCAUCAUAUUCUCCUGCUGGAGAUCAAGAGCAUCACGGACACCUUCUCCUCCAUCCUGGGCCCGCAGAGCAGAGACAUCUUCUGCAUGAGCAACAGCUUCACUGCCAUUUCCACGCUCCUUACCCGACAACUGGAAACCACCAAGGCCAGAAAUGACAGGAGAAAACCCAGCACUGAAAUUGAAUUUCUUGAGAAGCUGGAAGAAACCAAGCUCGCUGUAGAUGAAAAUGAAGACCAUGAAGAGCUCCAAGUUAAAAUACAAGCUUUUGAAAACAAAAUAAAUGCUGAGGGCAACACCCCUGGCUCUAUCAGAAGAUAUAGUUUGGAUCAAGUUUCUAAGGAAGAAAGAAAAGGCAUUAGAUUUAACAGGUCAAAGAGUUUGGCUUUGCACGCUGUGCUAACAAACCCCUUGAGCACAGAGGAUGGGGAAACUGUGAAGAGCAGAGAUAUGCCAGCCAGCAUCUCUCUUUCAGAAAUAGACCCACUUGGCCAAGGACAUGAGAGGUCACUCUUUAAGGUAGACACGGAUGGAUCACAGCUACUAAAUUCUUCAGUUUCACACCAAAGUAUUAUACAUGUAGCAUCUGAGAAUUUGCCAGAAGCAGUUAAAAAAAACUAUCAGGAAGAAAUUCCAGAGACAACCACAAGUCCUGUAGAAUACCAUGAUAAGCUCUACUUGCACUUAAAGGAGAACUUCAGUAAAGUGAAAGCAUAUGCUGUAGAAAUGGUAAAGAAGAUUCCAGUCCCUGACCAGUGUACCAUUGAAGAUUCUGUUAGAAGUUGUGUAGCGAAGCUGUUCUUCACUUGUUCCCUGAAGGGUCAUUACUGCCUCUACAGUAAAUCCAGUUUUAUUCUCAUCAGUCAAGAACCUCAGCCAUGGAUCCAAAUCAUGUUCCUAUUUCAGCAGAGCCUGUUUCCUGAGCCGCUGUCCAUUCAGAGUCGUUCUGUACAGUUCCUCAGUGCUCUAUGGGAGAAGACGCAGGCAGAGGGUGCUCACAGCUUUGAAACGGCCAUGAUGGAGUCCACAUUCCCACAGCAGAAGGCUCUGGACCAGGUUCAGCUCCAUCUGGAAGAAGUGAGGUUCUUCGACGUGUUUGGCUUCAGUGAAGCAGCAGGAGCGUGGCAGUGCUUCAUGUGCAACAACCCCGAGAGAGCAACCGUUAUAAAUCAAGAUGGCCAGCCCCUCAUAGAAGGAAAACUUAAAGAGAAGCAAGUCAGAUGGAAGUUCAUCAAAAGGUGGAAAACCCGUUAUUUUACACUGGCUGGAAAUCAACUUCUGUUUCAAAAAGGAAAGUCUAAAGAUGAUCCUGAUGACUCCCCAAUAGAACUCAGCAAAGUACAGAGUGUGAAAGUUGUGGCCAAGAAACGCAGGGAUCGCUCUCUCCCCCGGGCUUUCGAAAUCUUCACAGACAAUAAAACCUAUGUUUUCAAGGCCAAGGAUGAGAAGAAUGCAGAAGAGUGGCUCCAGUGCAUCAGUGUGGCAGUUGCCCAAGCAAAAGAGAGGGAAAGUAGGGAAGUAACCACAUAUCUCUAG
Molecule: messenger RNA, 1986 nt
Organism: Rangifer tarandus platyrhynchus (Svalbard reindeer)
Lineage: Eukaryota; Metazoa; Chordata; Mammalia; Artiodactyla; Cervidae
Source: the annotation of a GenBank genome assembly